Dromiciops gliroides (monito del monte) is the source of this 1127-nucleotide messenger RNA. RefSeq names its product coiled-coil domain containing 24 (gene CCDC24). The record is from RefSeq and is a predicted model, not a curated record. The coding region runs from base 109 to 1092 and encodes 327 amino acids. NCBI's taxonomy places the organism in Eukaryota, Metazoa, Chordata, Mammalia, Microbiotheria, Microbiotheriidae. The transcript has 9 exons.
CAUGGUUACGGCGUGACUGGAACGCAGGGGGCGGGCUCAUAUCCGCGAGGCGCCCGCUCCCCUGACGUCGGGCCCCAGCCCGGGCGGGGCAGGGGGCGGGGCCCCAACAUGUCCCAGGUCCCCCCAUCCUUGUGGGGGCUGGUGGAGGAGCAUGUUCAGCCCCCUGAGCUGGCCGAGGUGAAGAGGAUCCUGGGUGAAGCCGCUGUGGACCUGAGCCUGGAGCUUCGAGCUGAGGUGGAGAUCCUGGAAGCCCUCCUAGAGGAGGAGCGAAAGGCGGUCCACGGUCCUGGCCCCGCCCCCCGACCAACCCCCUUCUCGCUUCUGGCCCCGCCCCCGCCGAUGCGGGACCUGGUGCGGAGGGAGCUGAGGCAGCUGCUGUGUGGUCUUCACCACAAGGCGGCGCUGGAGGGCAGGGACACGGCCAAGGCAUGGGCUCGCUACAACCCCAAAGUGCUUCGCUUUGCCCUUGGAGACCCCAGGGACAGUAUAGAGGACAAGCAGGAGGACAGGCUGCCGGGAUCCCCCGACCUCAGAAGCAGCCAGGACCUCAGUGCAAUCAAGGAUUGCCUCAACGUGACCAACAUUGACCAGGUCAUCCAGCGCCUUCGGACCCUCCUGAAGGAGGAAUGCCAUGCUCUGGAGAGAGAGAUCCAAGCCCUGCAGUGCCGCCUGGAGGACGUGCACAGCUCGGCAGCAGAAUCCUCUCUGAUGAUGCUGGAGCCCACCCUGGCAGAACUCAAAGAGCAGAAGAAGGCCAUGGAGCAGGAGCUGCUGGGGCCCCCAACACCCCUGGGCCCUUGUCACAGCUUGCAGGGGAACAAGAGCCAAGAUGCUGGCUGGCAAGGGCUGGGCAGGAGGAGGAUGCUCCCCUGCAAGGGCCAGGACCUGCCCCUUCCUGGGCGGCAGCUGCAGGAGUCCCAGAGCCGCCGCCUGCUGCCAGCCCUUCCUCCCACUUCACACUCCCCUGUGCCUCCUCAGCCCCGGGCCUCGGGCACCUCCUACCACCACAGCCGCUGGGGCCGCCGCCUCCAGUGCCGUCCCCACGACGGGCCAUUGACCAGUGCAGGGCCUCACGCGGGGACCCCCUCCUGAGGCCAUGGCCUAGGAGCCGGGAGCCAGGCUGGGGA